Molecule: messenger RNA, 1650 nt
Organism: Rhea pennata
Lineage: Eukaryota; Metazoa; Chordata; Aves; Rheiformes; Rheidae
Gene: UTP3
Product: UTP3 small subunit processome component
Exons: 1
Coding region: 44-1585 (513 amino acids)
Biological process (GO): maturation of SSU-rRNA from tricistronic rRNA transcript (SSU-rRNA, 5.8S rRNA, LSU-rRNA)
Cellular component (GO): nucleolus; small-subunit processome
Source: RefSeq, a predicted model, not a curated record
AGAAGGGCGAGCGUCGGGCCGGCAGCGUCGGGCGAGCCGCGCCAUGAGGACCCGCCGGGGCACCGUGCUGCGGCCGCCGCCGCGGGCGGACGACGGCGAGGAUGAUGCGGGCUCGGACGAGGCGGAGGCGCCGGCGGCGGGGACGCGGCCUGAGAGCUUCGCGGACGAGGUGGAGGACUUCCACGAGGCUCAAUUCCAGGCCGUGAUGGCGGCCCUGGAGAGCGGGGACGAGGCGGGCGGCAGCGAGGAGGAGGAGGAGGAGGAAGUGCUGGGGCUGCAGCUGCCCGAGGAGGACAGCGAGGAAGAGGAGGAGGAGGGGGAAGGCGGUGAGGAGGAAGUGCUGGGGCUGCAGCUUUCCGAGGACCACAGCGCGGAAGAGGAUGGAGGAGGUGAGGAGGAGGAUGAAGGUGGGGAACUGUCUAUGGACAGCGACUUGGAGGAGCACAGCCAGGACACUGAUCUGCCCCAUGAGCUCUCCUGGGGCCAGCGCAAGCAGCUCUACUACGACACGGACUACGGCAGCGAUGCCUGGGCCAAGGCCAAGCGCAACCAGCAAGAAGUUGAUGCCGAGGAGGAGGAAGAGGAGGAGGAGGCCCAAAUCAUCCAGAGGCGGUUGGUGCAGGACUUGGGGGAGGAUGACUAUGGGCUGGAUGUGAUCCAGGGCUACCUGGCAGAGCAACGGAAAGCCCAGCAGGCUGACAAGGGGCAGAAGAUUGCCAAGGAUUUUCAGGCCCUUUCCAAAAAAGAGCAGCUGAAGCUGCUGAAGCAGGAGUCUCCAGAGCUCCUGCAGCUAAUCGAGGACUUUGAGGUCAAGUUGAUGGAGCUCAAGGAUGAACUGCACCCACUGCUACAAAUGAUCAAAAAUGGCACCAUCCCACAAGGUAAAGGCAGUCGCUAUUUGCAGACCAAGUUUCAUCUCUACUUGAAUUAUUGUGCCAAUAUCAGCUUCUAUUUGGUCUUAAAGUCAAAGAGGAUGCCAGUUCAUAGUCACCCUGUCAUCGAAAGACUGGUUGCUUAUAGAAAUAUAAUCAAUGAUCUAGCGGUUGUAGAUCAAAAGUUAUCAUCCGAGGUUCGUCUGCUUCUGAAAAAGUAUUACGACAAGAAGGAGACUAGACCACGAGAACCGAAGAAGUUUGCAGUGCUUCUUCCGCAGGCUGCUAACAAAAACAAACCAAAACUUGCCCCUGCGUUUACUAACGGCCGGCUUAAUUCCGAUGAGGUGGCAGAUGAGUCAGACUUGGAUGAAGAAGCUGCCCUGCAGUAUUAUAAGAUGAUGGAGGAAAAGCUGAAACUCAAGAGGAAGAGAACUGAAGACCAGGACAUGCUAGAAGAAGAACUGGUACAGGAAGAAGAGGAUCCAAACAAAAAGAGAGGGGUAACCUAUCAGAUGAUCAAGAACAAAGGCCUCACGCCCAGAAGGAAGAAGAUCGAUCGUAACCCCCGGGUCAAGCAUCGGGAGAAGUUCCGGCGAGCCAAGAUCCGCCGGAAGGGCCAGGUCCGCGAAGUGCGGAGGGAGCUGCACAGAUACGCUGGCGAACUGUCUGGUAUUCGUGCGGGAGUUAAGAAAAGCAGAAAGCUUCAAUGACACUAUUUCCUGUUUCUGAGAGUGCAGAGUAACAGUUCUGAAUGCAAUAAAAGGUUUAUAAAGAA